Molecule: messenger RNA, 827 nt
Organism: Cygnus olor (mute swan)
Lineage: Eukaryota; Metazoa; Chordata; Aves; Anseriformes; Anatidae
Gene: C2H8orf88
Product: chromosome 2 C8orf88 homolog
Exons: 7
Coding region: 225-611 (128 amino acids)
Biological process (GO): negative regulation of translational initiation
Cellular component (GO): cytoplasm
Molecular function (GO): eukaryotic initiation factor 4E binding
Source: RefSeq, a predicted model, not a curated record
GCCGCUCCGGGGGGGCGGCCACAGCCCAGCUGGGCACCCCCUGGGGUCCGCGGCCCGAAGGGGAGCCGGGGAGGGGGAUGGCGGCUGGGCUAGGCUGGGGCAGGCUGAGGUGGUGCUGCGAUGGUCAGUAGUCUCAGUUCAUUCACCUGCAGGAAUUUUCCUUGUUGCUUUGACUACAGCUUUCAAGCCCUUCUUUUUUAAGCUGAGAAGUGUGGUGCUUCAAAAUGCUAAAGGGAGCUAAAAGGUUUGUUGGUAAAUCCCUUCAGCCAGCACGACCUGUGCGUCAUUUGCCUUCAAAACAAGCAUCAACAAUUACUUUCGAGUUUCAGACGGAGUUACCUAGCAACAGUCAAGUAUGUUUGCAGAGUAAGGUUGACUGGUUAUCUGAAAUGACUGAAAUGAAGAUCUUAACUCAAAAUACGAUGCCUUGUCAACCAAACCAGCAUGAAUUAGAGACAAAAAAAGAAAGGAUCAAAUACAGCAGAGAUUUCCUUCUGGAGCUGUCAAGUGUUUCACUCUCUCAGAAGAAGCCAGAGUUUCUGCCUGAUCAUCCAAUUGUACUUGAAAAACCAGAAAACAGCAACCCUCUUGUUGACAUAUGCAAGAAGUGACAGGUAGUUUGGAAGAUGAGAAAUCCGUCAGUGAAGGAGCUACAUAUAAUGUAGAAAUUCAAGAUUCUUAAAGGUGCCUAGAGAUGAAAAUGGGACCUUACAAAAUCUGUGGAAAUGCCUGUUCCUAUCUGUAAUUUCCAGAAUGCUCUAAAAGGCAAACUACUUUGUAGUACCUGAGAUGGUAAUACAGUUGCAGUGAAAAUAAAUUAUUUUACA